Messenger RNA from Coregonus sp. 'balchen', 24250 nucleotides. Lineage: Eukaryota; Metazoa; Chordata; Actinopteri; Salmoniformes; Salmonidae. The record is from the annotation of a GenBank genome assembly.
AUGAAGACCUUCCUCCAGUAUGAUGGGACAGAGGCUGUAGAGGGACAGUGGGGGAGGAAGAGGAGCAGCAUGGCUCUGAGGAAGAACGCUAACUGGAUACCAUACAUUCAGGUCUGGAGAGAGAGGGCUUGUCCCUGUCUCUGUCGUGAUCUCUCUCCUGUGCAUCCUUGUCCUGCAUAGUACUUGAUUGUAUAACACUUGAAGUGUUAACCAGUUCGUUCAGAGAUGAUUGAAGAAAAGGUGUCAGGAAUGUUGAUAUAUGAGGGAUGGCAAUUAAGCUAGCCCUCUAUCCCGAGGCUCAUACUUUUCAGACCGGGCUAGUGAAACUUUCCAAGUAUGGCAUGGCACAGAUUUUGGACCUAGCCUAAUAAAAAUUGCAGCCUACUAGCCCAGCUGACCAGUGCCCAAAAUCCUCAAGUUCCAUCCCUAAUGUUUAUUUUCUGACUAAACACUAAUAAAACAGGUGAAGCCCAAACGGGAUCCCUGGCAACAGAAACUUGUCACCAAGCUGAAGGAACUCCAGUCUUAUGAUGAGUUGCUGAGGACUCACUGCAGGUUCCUCCAGGUAAUCAGUCUAACACCUAAAAAGGGAUUUCUCUUUUGAAAUCUAAAUUCCCUAUUAGCUUUCAUCUCUAUAGCUUGUAUCAUGCAUCAAAGUAUGGGCUUCCUACAAUUACUUUCAAUCAUGUGUUCUUUUUCAUACGCACAGUGACACCUCUCUCUCUCUCGCUUCUCCCCCCCCCCCACACACACUCUCUCCCUCUCUCCCUCCCCAGCUGUCAGAUCCUGUCAUAGUGACUGAGGCCCUGAGGGAGCAUGCUUCCCAGGUCUGUGACCCUCAGGCCAUCCAGCCCUCAUCAUCACUGACAUCAUCACACACCAACAGACACAACACCUUGCAGAUCUGGACCAGCAUUUACAGCGCUGCCAAUCUUUCUCAGGCAUGUAUUACCUAGUCAGAGAUUAUGUGUGCUACAAAGACAACAUGCUUUUUCAUCAUGUAAAAUGGAUUGUGUCUGGGUUCAUUAUAACCACAAUGAGCAUUUUUCCCUGUUAGGAAUCCAAUGGAUGUGGAGGACAGGAUAAAAGCAACACAAAGAGCAGAACCCCUUCAGUUGAGAAAAUAAAUGAAAGGUACAUUAUUAAGAAGGACAGAAUAGGAUCACUUGAAUGUGGGUCUCAUUGACUUAAAAUGUAAUGCCUUUUGCUUAUUUGGCGUCCCUUCUCUCUCAUUCAUCCCAGCUAUAGCUACCUGAGCAGCAUGCAGCUGUUGGGGUUGGAUGAGGGCCAGGAGGGGGAGGAGAGUACCUCAGACCCCGUCACAGCCAGGGGAGCCUACCUGUCACUCCUCUACCUUCGACACCUCAAGAUCAGGGAACUGCAGGUGAGCUUCAUCCAAAGAGACUUACAUGUGAUCGCUGCUGGAAUUGAACCGAUGACCUUGGCAUAGCUGGCGCCACACAAGUCCACAAGGGAGUUCAGGGUAGACUUUUAGACUGUUAGGGACCGCUAUCUAAACUCUUGUCGCUCCCACUGAACCCUGAGCUGUCCUCUCUCCCCCAGUGAGUCUCUCUUGGGAUGCUGAACUGCUAUCCAUGAUCUACUCUAUCAUCUUAUUUACUCUGCCAUUCCCUCUGGAGCCUGAGCUGUCCUACCCGUCCUCUCUCCCUUAUAGCGCAUCUCCCUAGGCAUUCUAAACUACCUGAGGUCUAUAGAGAGAACCCUGACCUUUGACACAGCUGGGAUGCAUGUGGAGGGAGGAGGAGCAUGUGGAGGAGGAGGAGGAGCAGGAGGACCAAGAGGAGGAGGAGCAGGAGAAGGAGGAAGAGCAGGAGGAGGAGGUGGAAGGAAAGCAGGAGGGGAAGCAGGAGGAGGAGGUUUGGUCAGCAGCACUGAGGAGUCAAGCUGGAUGAAUGCCAAGGGGUGCAGUGGGACAGUAGGAGGUCUGGGCUCUCACCUCUACAGCCACAACACUCCGGUUGACUACAAGGUAAGGCAUCGCAGGUACAGUACAGCCUGAGACAGUAAUGACAUCAGUGAUAUGUAGGGGUAGAGAAAAUAGGUGAGGAAACGCUGAUCACCGGUCGAGGUGAAUAAAAUAAUGCUCCUUAAACUUUCAACACAUUUUUCCUCAAAAGCAGUGUAAACACUCGCAUAAAAUAAAAAGGAUCAUAAAUGCCGUUUUUCGUGUGUUUACACUCCACUCUGAGACACUUUGUGAAUACGGGCCCAUGUGUGUGAGUUAAAGCCAAUGGAGUUCACUAGCACAGGCAGUUCUGUUGACCCUUGCAGCCUGAUCUGGGCAGUUUCAUUCCACAAAGUUGUUCCUCUUCUGGUUUGGAACUCCAUUGUUAUUGGUCUAUUAACUUAUACUGCCUGGUGAUGUCACGAGGCACGCCGAAGCUCCACCCAUGCAAAACCAGGUCCUGUGUAGAUUGUAUUUUCAAAUAGCAAUUAUCAGAAAAUGACACUGAUCACAUUUGUUUACAUUUUUUACAGUGCUAGUUUAAUCAGCUGUUGUACAAAAUUAUACAAAACACCGGAAAAAACAUAAAUUUGACUGCAAUGAAUUUUUAUACAGAAAGGUAUUAUGGUAGAGUCGAGGCACUAUUCAUAACAUAGAUUUGCAUGAGCUAGAUACACACACAUACAAUAAUGUUGUAUAGAAAAUAUUUAUAUUUUUUGUAUUACCAAUAGCAUAGUAAUGGUAAAUAGAUACUUUUUUAUAAAAAAAUCGAUUUCAACAUGAAAAAGCUAAAUGACAAAACAAUGAAGAAGACGGGAGGGGGUUACAACAGCAUACAAUUAAAAUACAAUCAGUUACCUACAUAAUACAGAUUGAAAACGGGUAAGCAAAACUAUACUGCUGUUUUCCUGUCCUGUACUUUCACUUCAGAAUCAGAUUAAUAGUCGAAUCAUGGUUACUGAGAUCUGUACUACACUACAGUCUACAGAAGUCUUCAAAAUCACUCAGAAUGCUCUCAUAAUCAUUCAUGUAUAUGUAUAUGCCUGCCUGUUUCAGGAACUUACGCAGCUUUAGGCCACGGAUGGCCCUGAGCAGACCCCUGGUGACGCGGUAGGUGUUGUCAGGGUCAAAACUCCGCCUGUCAUCGUCAUGCUGGGUCACAUAGACCUUAUCCACAGUCCCGUCUGGAUGCAGACUGAUGAUGAGGUGGUCCAUGUUGCUGUGGUCUUGGUCACCAGCAAAGUCUUUUCUGACAUACUGAGGAAGGCAAUUAGAUUCUUCCAGGUUCAGGUUGCCCACUAUAUAGUAUGGGAGCAGAAUAUUGCUGUAAAUUACAGAUAUACUUGCAUAUCUAGUUGUGGUCACAUUGUAGCAGUCCCACUCCGGUCUGUUCUGGAAGGGAUGGAAAUCAAAGCCCCCCUUGUUAGGGUUGUAUCUUGCAACCAUUUCACCCAUGAUGUCAAAGUUGAUGUAAUUCUUGGCGAACCAGAACAGGAGCUUGAGUCCAUGCCUGGGCAAGUGACGACCAAACCCAGAAUGUCUUCGGUUCGCCAAAGUGUUCAACGUACCUCGAACCAUGGUGGUACCCUUAAGAGAGAGCGAGAGAGAGAGAGAAAGAGAGAGAGAACUUUAGUAGGUGUGAUUGUGUGAAAUAAAAUCCCUUAAUAUGCUGACAUACCUUAUAGGCCCAGUGCAGUCAAAAUUGUGUUUUACCUGUGUUUUGUACAAUAUUGUACAACAGCUGAUGAAACUAACUCUGUAAACGUGGGAAAAAAAUGUGAUCAGUGUUAUUUCUGAAUAGUGGCUGGUUGAAAAUACAAUUUACACAGGACCUAAUCAGCAGGUUUUGCAUGGGUGGAGUUUUAGCUUGUUAAUACACCAAUAACAAAGAGAGUUCCAAAUCUCUGCCAAUAACAGCUCGUUUUCAGGUGAAAUAUCCCUCCCAUUAGGCACCUCCUCUUAGGUCCCUCACUCAGACAACUCCCAGACAGUCCUAGCAAAAUUCUUGUUUGAGAAAUAGUUUUUUGCAAAAACAAACAUUUGUUUCUUUUUGGCCAUUUUAAUGGAAACUAUUAACGUAAGUUACUUAAUUCUUACCCAGAAAUGAUUUGACAUUGUGAUAAAAAACGUCUUUAAAGAAAAUAUUAAACCGUGAUGUGUAAUAAAUAGAGGGCAAUCUCUUACAACGCUUUUAUGGUAGAAAAGGUUGCAUGGGUGUGAAAAAGAUGUUGAGUGGCUCUGUCCACACUGUGGGGCAUGGACACAUAACCCUUACAACAUGUCAGCUGUUCUUAACUAAUACUAACAUUGUACUAUCACAGCGUUCAACUUUGAAGAUACCAGGGAACGGUAAGCCAUGAUCUUUCCUCCUUGGGGGACUGCUUACAUUAAAACUAGAACUGACUGCAUUAGUGUUAAAGAGCAACUUUAAAAAGCAACAAAUCCCUUGGAAUGUGGCAUCGAUUUGAGUCAGAAACAGUUAUCCUAGUGUCAAAAUUGACGACAAAGUGUAAUUAGGAUAAUUUGGGCCAUAAAGUCAGUCUCAUCUACAACAGAGUUUGGAACACCCGUGCGUCACAACGGGUAAAUGAAGGUUGGGUUUUUAUUUGACGAUGUCCAUUUGCCCACUAACAUGGGGUGAACAGCUGCGGCGAUUGCUCUCUAUCCAAUAGCAUAGACAGUGAGACAGACCUGCCCAGCAGUUCCGACUUUGUUUACAUAAAAUAAAAUAUGUAUGAGACACAGAAAUAGGCUUCCGGGUCUCAUGAGGGACAAACAUCAUUAACCAAAUGCAGAAUCGGUCAGGAAACACACCUCUAAGACUGAAAUCUUGUUUUUCUAAUGAGCAACAGAAAAACAUACUGUUCAGUGGCUCUUUAAGUAUACAUCCCUGGUAUAGACAAACAAGAUCACACAAGCAAACACAUAACAAUUUUACAUUUACAGUAACUUACGGUAUGCUGGUGUUGUGGUGUUGCUCUUCUUCCUCUCCUCACAUUUAAAAGACCUGUAUGACAGCUAUUUUAUCUGUCUCACAGUGUUUAUGAGUGUGUGGUGUGAUACAGUUAUUUUCCAGACCCAUUUCCUUUCUUUGUGUGUGUGUGUGUGUGUUUGUUUGUGUUUGUGUGUGUGUGUUUGUGUUUGUGUGUGUGUGUGUGUGUGUGUGUCCUUGCUGUUGCCUAGUAAUAAGGAGGCAGGACUAACCACAAAGAGCCCAGAGUGUCCAGGAAAUGUAACUGAAAGUGACCCAGUCCUGGGCUGGACUGAGUUCCAUUCCACAAAGUUCCCUUCUUUCUGCCACAUAUUCAAAAAGUGUCUCUGAGCAAGAGUGCUGAUCUAGGACCAAUUGUAAUCAUCAUUAUCAUAAUGAAGAAGAUUACAUGGACAGUGGGGACCUGAUAUUAACUGGUCGAUGUUGUUUUGUGUCCAAAUGUCUUUCAUUUAACAAUUACUGAAACACAGCACAAUAGUAUUAUACAAACACAACACCCCCUACCCACUCCCCACAACUUCCAGACUUCUUGUGAACUAUCAAGUUUCAAGUUUUAUUAGUUGUAUGUACGGGAUGCGGAUGGUAUACACCGUCCAACGAAAUGUUUACUUGCAGGUUCCUUCUCAACAAUGCAACAACAAUAGAAAAUAAGAAAAUAUAAGAAUACGAACAUAAAGUACAGUGCCUUGCAAAGGUAUUCAUCCCCCUUGGCGUUUUUCCUAUUUUGUUGCGUUACAACCUGUAAUUUAAAUGGAUUUUUAUUUGGAUUUCAUGUAAUGGACAUACACAAAAUAGUCCAAAUUGGUGAAGUGAAAUGAAAAAAAUUACUUGAUUCAACAAAUUCUAAAAAAUAAAUAACGGAAAAGUGGUGCGUGCAUAUGUAUUCACCCCCCUUUUGCUACGAAGCCCCUGAAUAAGAUCUGGUGCAACCAAUUACCUUCAGAAGUCACAUAAUUAGUUAGAUUACACACAGGUGGACUAUAUUUAAGUGUCACAUGACCUGUCACAUGAUCUCAGUAUAUAUACAACUGUUCUGAAAGGCCCCAGAGUCUGCAACACCACUAAGCAAGGGGCACCACCAAGCAAGCGGCACCAUGAAGACCAAGGAACUCUCCAAACAGGUCAGGGACAAAGUUGUGGAGAAGUACAGAUCAGGGUUGGGUUAUAAAAAAAUAUCCGAAACUUUGAACAUCCCACGGAGCACCAUUAAAUCCAUUAUUAAAAAAUUGAAAGAAAAUGGCACCACAACAAACCUGCCAAGAGAGGGCCGCCCACCAAAUCUCACGGACCAGGCAAGGAGGGCAUUAAUCAGAGAGGCAACAAAGAGCCCAAAGAUAACCCUGAAGGAGCUGCAAAGCUCCACAGCGGAGAUUGGAGUACCUGUCCAUAGGACCACUUUAAGCCGUACACUCCACAGAGCUGGGCUUUAAGGAAGAGUGGCCAGAAAAAAAGCCAUUGCUUGAAGAAAAAAAUAAGCAAACAUGUUUGGUGUUCACCAAAAGGCAUGUAGGAGACUCCCCAAACAUAUGGAAGAAGGUACUCUUGUCAGAUGAGACUAAAAUUGAGCUUUUUGGCCAUCAAGUAAAAUGCUAUGUCUGGCGCAAACCCAACACCUCUCAUCACCCCAAGAACACCAUCCCCACAGUGAAGCAUGGUGGUGGCAGCAUCAUGCUGUGGGGAUGAUUUUCAUCGGCAGUAACUGGGAAACUGGUCAGAAUUGAAGGAAUGAUGGAUGGUGCUACAUACAGGGAAAUUCUUGAGGGAAACCUGUUUCAGUCUUCCAGAGAUUUGAGACUGGGACGGAGGUUCACCUUCCAGCAGGACAAUGACCCUAAACAUACUGCUAAAGCAACACUCAAGUGGUUUCAGGGGAAACAUUUAAAUGUCUUGGAAUGGCCUAGUCAAAGCCCAGACCUCAAUCCAAUUGAGAAUCUGUGGUAUGACAUAAAGUUUGCUGUACUCCAGCGGAACCCAUCCAACUUGAAGAAGCUGGAGCAGUUUUGCCUUGAAGAAUGGGCAAAAUUCCCAGGGGCUAGAUGUGCCAAGCUUAUAGAGACAUACCCCAAGACACUUGCAGCUGUAAUUGCUGCAAAAGGUGGCUCUACAAAGUAUUGACUUUGGGGGGGGGUGAAUAGUUAUGCAUGCUCAAGUUCUGUUUUUUUGUCUUAUUUCUUGUUUGUUUCACAAUAAAAAAUAUUUUGCAUCUUCAAAGUGGUAGGCAUGUUGUGUAAAUCAAAUGAUACAAACCCCCCAAAAAUAAAUUUUAAUUCCAGGGUGUAAGGCAACAAAAUAGGAAAAAUGCCAAGGGGGAUGAAUACUCAGUAGAAUAGAAUAAACAUUUUAGCGUAAGUAUUAUACAGCAAGGCACACAGUAUACACUCGUAGAAUUUUUUUUGCUAUCGAGAACAUAAAAGGGUUAUUCGGCUGUCCCCAUCGGAGAACCCUUUGAAUAACCCUUUUGAGUUUCAUGUAAAGUUCCCUUUACACAGAACCAAAAAAAAGAUCCAUGGGGACAGCCGAAGAACCCUUUUUCUAAGAGUGUCGUCCAAUAUUUACACGUGUUUUGGGGGGCAAGUGUUUAAUUGUGCAAUCAUAAUAAGAUUCUGGUAGAGAUGUACAUUUUAAAUCUUAGUCAUUUAGCAGACGCUCUCAUCCAGAGUGACUUACAGGAGCAAUUAGGGUUAAGGGCCUUGCUCAAGGGCACAUCGACAGAUUUUUUACCUAGUCAGCUUGGGGAUUCGAACCAGAAACCUUUCAUUUACUGGCCCAACGCUCUUAACCGCUAGGCUACCUGCCGCCAAUGUGUAGUAUGAAUGUGUUUGUGUGUGUGCGUGUGCGCCAGCGCGUACAUGAGUGAGUGCAUCUGUGCUAUGUCAAAGGUUCAUGAGGGAAUUGAUAUCUGUGUUACUGUGACUACAGGUUCACUGUUCAGAGUUCAUGGAGUACCCAGAGGUGGAGAAUCUUCAUGAUUUCUACACCACUGAGGAGAGAUAUGUCCACACCCAGGACCAGAGAGGGCUCUACGUGGUGUACGACGUGGCUCUGAAGGACCUGGAGGAGCUGGAAGACACACUGACUCUUCUGGGCUCACACUACAUCCAAAGGAGUAGUAGUAGGGCCAAGGGUCAGUCUGAUGGCAGCAGGGUCAAGGGUCAGUCUGAGAGGUCACACAGCUCUGCUACAGCAGACCUCCACUCUUCCUGGAGUCAGACAGAUGUGGAUAGAGUUGCAGUUCUCCUAGACCUGUGGACGUGUGAAGCUGCUUUUUUGGAGAGUAAAGUGCAGGUUAGUAAAUAUGCUGAACAGGGCCGUGUUCAUUAUGGCACGAAACAGAAAACAUAUUAAAAUGUUCUGAAACGGAAAACAAAAAUUCACAUUUCUCAUUGGACAAGUACAUGUAGUCCCUCCCUGUUUCAGUCUGUUUUCUUCUCCUUGAUGCCUAAUGAACACGACCCAGGUGAUAAUCAGUUGCUUUUCAAGUCCAGUAUAUUGCGUGUCAUUACUUGAAUCAUGCCCCCUCUGUUAAUUUCCAGCUGUUGAACUGCUACAUUGACGCCUACCAGCAUGUGACAGGACCAGAGGAGAGGUUCUCCUUGGCUCAGGUCAUCACAGACAUCAUGCACAGAAGGCCUCGGCUACACCUGGACAUGGGAGCAGAGUACUUUGUUCAGGCCUACCGGGCAGAGAUGGUCUGUAUGCAGACACACCAGCAACUCGUCAGAACCGUGCUGGACAACCAGGUCAUUGUUUGUGAAAAAUUGGGGCACAGCCUAGAGAGCUAUUGAUGCCAGUGUAGAUAGUUGAAUCACCACAGGUGUAUCUGGCUUGACGGACCAUGAAAAAACGAUUGGCUAUAGUUUAGCCCGUUAGUAAAGCUAAUAAAAGCUAUAGGUUUUGAAGUCGAAGAUGUAUUCACUUUCUCAUUCCAUGCGUUCUAAAGGUCUCUCUAACUGUGUUAUGUUGACUAUUAGAUAGAUCGUCAGCGGGAGUACCUCCAUCGGGUGUGGAGAGGAGGUCAGGGACAGGGAGCUACUCCUUGUGACUAUGGUCUUCCUCCUAACUAUGCGGCCAAACAUCUGGUGUCCCUCGGUGGUGGCAGGCAAGUCCUAGUUCUACCCAUAAAUUAUAGACUAAUUACAGUGUAAUGUGAUAUCACCUCAAAACAGACUAACAUGUUAAGCAGUAUAAAUAAAUAGUUAAUAUAAAUAUGUGUGCUCACACCCCUGCCUGUCUGUCCUCUGUUACCAGUCCUGCCCUGAUGAAUGUGUUCCUUUUGGAGGUGCACCACUCCCUAAGCCUGGCCUCUGAAAUGUACCAGGUCCUGACCAAGGCUCACACUGAGCUCUGCCAGCUCCACCGUGCCAGGGGGGUGACUGAGAGAGUCACCCUGGAACAGAGGCUCCUACAGCAGGCUCUGCAGCAUUGGCACUCCCUGGAUCCUCCCGGGGCCUACUAUAGCUCUCAAAUUCAAAAGGAUGUGAGUUGAGUAUCUCCCUCACAUUCUGCUGAUAUGCUGCACCUGCCACUUGAGAAGCUGUCAUUGUAAAAAAGUAUCUGUUCUUAAUUGACUCAACUGUGUAAAUAAAGCUAAACAAUUUUUUUUUACUCUCAAUCAAUAUUGUUCUGUGCAAUGACAAGCACCAAUCAGCAUUCAUUUUUUUUCUCUUAUUUUUUUUUCUCUUCAUCUCUUUCGCUCCAGUUGUUUUCAGAUGUGUUCAUGGAGGACCCAUCCCUGGUCCGAGCGGUGGGGGUUUCUCUGAUCAGGUCGGCUGAGGAGCAUGGCAUGAAGCAGGGAAAGGAGAAACAGUUCUUUGCUGUGGAAACUUUCUCCAAGCUGCUGGAGAUAGUCACCAUCCGCCAUCGCCUCAUGGAGUCAGCAGCAGAGACUGCACAUCUGGCACAGUUGAGUUGAUUCUUCCUAUAUUUAUUGUAGUUGUUUACCUAUUUCAGGGGUUUUCAAACUGGGGUCUGUGUCUUUUAUACAGGUGCACCUCCAAAAAGCACUCCCCCCCCAGUGGUCCGCGGAGGUACUUCAGGGGGUCUGCGAUUUGUAUUUUAUUAUUAUUAUUUUAUGAAUACCAUCGUGGAUACCAUUUUUAUGUAUCUGCGUCCAGUAUGAAGGAAGUUAAAGGUAGUUUCAUGAGCCAAUGCUAACUAGCUUUAGUGCAAUGACUGGAAGACUACAGGAACAGUUAGCAUGCUAGAUAUUCUUGUUCAUCUGACUUUGGGGAAGUAGAUAAAGGGCUUCAUUGCCCAAAUCUGAAACUAUCCCUUUAAUAUGGAGGAAAUUAGUCAUUAGAACUAAUUAAAGUUUUUUUUUCUGUAUUUAAAAUUCUUAGGUGAGCCAUCUAAGUGGUCACUUUCGGGAUGGAAAAACUGUUUCAGUGUCAACUUAAAUGACCAGAAAGCAUGCAGAAAAGAUAUUGAACUAUAUAUAUAUUUUAAAUAAUACGAUCUUUGAGAACUAACAACCAAAGAAAAGCUAGACAGUCAUGGAGAAUAACAUAAAAAAAGAGGGUAUUUAAAGCAACAUGCCCAUUGAUUUUGUUAUAACGUUUGAGCAGAGAAACACUGCAUUAGCCAUGGCAAAAUGCAAAGAAUUGCAGGAAAUUUGCUUUAAAACUACAUUACGCUGAGAUCCCCAUCACUGUAUUUGCAGGCUUUGAGUUAAGUGUUACUAAAUGUGUUUAUAUGAUAUAAAACAUUAAAUGUCCCUUCUGUAGUGUUCAUAUUAUGGUCUGGCUCUCCUAGGUUAUACAAAACACAAGCUCUGGAGCUGGGCUUUGAUGAGUUCCACCUGUAUGUGCGUCCGGUGCAGUUUGAGUUUGCUGUCCAGAGAGACACGGCAGAUCAUAGACCUCUGUUUGUUACGGCGCUACUGCAGGACGACAGCUUGAUGGACAGGUACCCUCCCUACCCUGUGUUGGGUCUUUUUUCAGUAGGGGUGGGUAUUUUUUCAGUGGACCAUACGGAGCUAUGGUACCGAGUGGUCCCCAAGAUCAGACCAUAGGUUAAAAUAGUAAAUCUUUCUAGACUAUAAAGAUUAGAAUAUAGCCAAUUAUAAAGACGUGGUAAAUCUUUCUAGACUAUAAAGAUUAAAAUAUAGUUAAUUAUAAAGACAGAGUGUGGUACGGAAUGGUACGGAGGAUGAGGCAAUAGGACUAAGUGGUGUGGAGUGUGGUACCGAGUGAUACACAAGGAGGGAGUCUAAGCCAGAGUCAGGAGAUGGCUCUUGAUUGAUUAUACUGUUAUGUAUGAGGUAAUGCAUUAGGAAAGUCUUAAAUGUAUGUGGUUUAGAAUGGGUUAUGGAUCUGCUAUGUUUAAACCAUAUUUAAGUAUCGAUUGAUAUGUUUUGGAAUAAACGGAGCAUAGCCAGGUGGUGGCUCUGUUAUUUUUUACAUGAGAAAGUUUGGUUUGGCCACCAUUGUAUCCAAGCUAAAUAAAUAUAGGAGGAGAUGUCAGAUUUCGCCACUAUCAUAAAUUAGUGGGCGGAGCGGUCAAAAUAUGAAAGUUUGGAGACAAUGGUGGAGAAACUGAUCUGGGUGUGUUUUAAGCUAAAAGUAUGUAAAAUGAGCAGGAAUGGACAUUGUAUGUAAACUGAGGGCCAAGUGUUGUGAGUUAGUUGCUCUGCAGACCAGCUCGGCGUUUGUUGCUCUAUGUAAUAAAGUUUAUCUUGAUUCUACAAAAACUCUGGAAGAACUUAGAUUUUUAAUAAGUAUAGUGAUAAUUAUCCACGACACCUGUUACUCUACUAACAUAGAUAGAUGUGCAGCUACAUUAUUUUUCUUUCUAAGUAAAUUGUAUGAUAUCUACAGUAAAUCAUAUUUAGGGGUUCAAGCAAAGCUGUGAAAUCUAUUGCUAUUCUUAUUUAUUUUUUUAUUCCCUUGACAUGGUCAAAUAAGUCCAAAUAACACCAAAUUCGCUAUGAAGGCCCAUGGUACAUUAACUUAGUUUGAGAAAAGCUAAGGGAUUGGUUAAGAGAUGGCUGAGUUACGUGUCCAUUUAAAUACUUUGUAAAUCCACUUGACAAUGGCCUAUCAACUUGAAACUUUUUAGGGUCAUCAAAGACAUUACCAUGAUGAACCAUGUUAAGUUUGCCAUUGAUAUCUUAAAAAAUAAGGAAACUAUUAACAAUUCACUUUCUUUUUUACAAUGUAACGCUAAUGCUUAAAAUAAUCAUAAAAAAUAUUAUUCUCAUGGACUAAAAGUCAUAUUCACUCCAAAUUUGGUCUUUGGACUCAUCACAAUAGUCCCUAAAGAGUUUGAGAAAAUAACGCUGAUGUAUUCAGAUACAGUGAGGGAAAAAAGUAUUUGAUCCCCUGCUGAUUUUGUACAUUUGCCCACUGACAAAGAAAUGAUCAGUCUAUAAUUUGAAUGGUAGGUUUAUUUGAACAGUGAGAGACAGAAUAACAACAACAAAAUCCAGAAAAACACAUGUCAAAAAUGUUAUAAAUUGAUUUGCAUUUUAAUGAGGGAAAUAAGUAUUUGACCCCCUCUCAAUCAGAAGGAUUUCUGGCUCCCAGGUGUCUUUUUAUACAGGUAACGAGCUGAGAUUAGGAGCACACUCUUAAAGGGAGUGCUCCUAAGCUCAGCUUGUUACCUGUAUAAAAGACACCUGUCCACAGAAGCAAUCAAUCAAUCAGAUUCCAAACUCUCCACCAUGGCCAAGAUCAAAGAGCUCUCCAAGGAUGUCAGGGACAAGAUUGUAGACCUACACAAAGCUGGAAUGGGCUACCAGACCAUCGCCAAGCAGCUUGGUGAGACGGUGACAACAGUUGGUGUGAUUAUUCGCAAAUGGAAGAAACAGAAAAUAACUGUCAAUCUCCCUCGGACUGGGGCUCCAUGCAAGAUCUCACCUCGUAGAGUUGUAAUGAUCAUGAGAACGGUGAGGAAUCAGCCCAGAACUACACGGGAGGAUCUUGUCAAUGAUCUCAAGGCAGCUGGGACCAAAGUCACCAAGAAAACAAUUGGUAACACACUACGCCGUGAAGGACUGAAAUCCUGAAGCGCCCGCAAGGUCCCCCUGCUCAAGAAAGCACAUAUACAUGCCCGUCUGAAGUUUGCCAAUGAACAUCUGAAUGAUUCAGAGGAGAACUGGGUAAAAGUGUUGUGGUCAGAUGAGACCAAAAUUGAGUUCUUUGGCAUCAACUCAACUCGCCGUGUUUGGAGGAGGAGGAAUGCUGCCUAUGACCCCAAGAACACCAUCCCCACCGUCAAACAUGGAGGUGGAAACAUUAUGCUUUGGGGGUGUUUUUCUGCUAAGGGGACAGGACAACUUCACUGCAUCAAAGGGACGAUGGACAGGGCCAUGUACCGUCAAAUCUUGGGUGAGAACCUCCUUCCCUCAGCCAGGGCAUUGAAAAUGGGUUGUGGAUGGGUAUUCCAGCAUGACAAUGACCCAAAACACACGGCCAAGGUAACAAAGGAGUGGCUCAAGAAGAAGCACAUUAAGGUCCUGGAGUGGCCUAGCCAGUCUCCAGACCUUAAUCCCAUAGAAAAUCUGUGGAGGGAGCUGAAGGUUCGAGUUGCCAAACGUCAGCCUCGAAACCUUAAUGACUUGGAGAAGAUCUGCAAAGAGGAGUGGGACAAAAUCCCUCCUGGGAUGUGUGCAAACCUGGUGGCCAACUACAAGAAAUGUCUGACCUCUGUGAUUGCCAACAAGGGUUUUGCCACCAAGUACUAAGUCAUGUUUUGCAUAGUGGUCAAAUACUUAAUACUUCAAAAUUCUUCUUCUCAUGAACCAUAGACCAAAUGACACCACAUUCUGAAUGUAGGCAAUGGUACAUGUCUUAACUUAGUUAGAGAAAAGCUAAGGGAUUGGUCAAAAGAUGGCUGAGGUAUUAAAAUUCACUCCAGAUAUUGUAUUUAGACUCAUGAGUUUCUACAUGAUAGAGUGCUUGCUGUGUUAUCCAACUGAUCUUGUGUCCUUUCUGUCAUCCUGUGAACCCCGUUCAUUGCUGCUCGCAGCUAUAUUCAUAUGUUUGUUAUUCCCUACUCCUGUAGGUACACUCCAUCUAAGUUUCCACUGAGCAUCCAGGAGCUUGAUGAGAACCAGAUUGGAAAAUUCAGCUUCUACUCUGAAGAGGCAGUAGUGGAUGUAAGGUCAACUGAGACUUUGGGCCUGAUUCAGAUUUGAGAUAAGAGGGCACAACUUUUGUGUAAAUCAAUGUCAAGACAGAAUCCUGCCCUUUAUGAAGAGAUAUUAUAGCUAUUACCCAUUAUGAUUCACACUUGAUCUUAUAGGUGUCACCUCAGUCCCUGUCUUCUCUCUACCUCUCCCCAGCUCAUGAACAGGUCAGCCAUAGAAAACCUACAGGUGACACUAGCCUGUCAGGUGACUCAGAAGAACGCUCUGAUUGGUGCAGUGAAGCAGGCGUGUCUAUGUUAUUGGUCAGAGACUUUCACAGGCUCUCCAGAGGUACCAUACAUCAAUACACAUACUUUAAUCCAGUGGCCGGUUUGCUGGGAUCAAAUGACCUCUCUCGCUCUCUCUCUCUUUGAUUUAGGAGGAUCUUAGUUCUAGUGGCGACGCAAACUCCUUAGCUAAGCAGGGUCACAAAGUUCACAAAGAUACAAGUGAACCAAAGAGAACUGGUGCAGGAACCAAGGAGAGGUGAGUUGGAGGGUCAAUGAUGGCCAUGUUUUAUAAAUAUCAAUAUUAUUACAGUUAAAUAUAAUUAUUAUGUUAUUUGAUUUGACUGUUGUGUUUAUUCAGGCUGACUGAGGCGUUUGUCUCCAUCCAGCUGGAGAAAGUGGGUCCACGAGAUGAGAUGUUGAACUCUUUCAUAAAGAGGAGACAGAUCAUGGGUGUUGUGAUGAUGAACCCUGUAAGUGAAAUGUCAUAGAGGUCAGAGGGGGCAGGGGCUAUGUUGGAUCUCAGAUAUUACUGUUUGCUUGUUUGAUUGUUUACCUUCAUGACACUUCUCUUUCACCGCAGGAUGAAGUAGCGAAAAUCAAGAGGGGGCUGAUUAUUGAGUUCUGUCGAAAGUAUGUACAUCAUCUUUAGUAGAAGUUGACGAUCAUGAUCGCCAUGUUCAGACAUGCUAAAGUGAAGCAUCCUAGCAUGACACAUUUGGAAGUGUUUAUUCACAGGAGACCCGAUUGUUUCAUCACAUUUUGGGGACUUAUUUACCUGUAGUCAAACAAGCUUUCCUCCAGGUGUACCUGUAACAUGUUUUCUGUGUCUGUCUGUCAACCUUUUCCUAGAUUCAGUGUGCGUAUGUCCCAGUGUUUUGUGAGAGGGCAGAUUAUAGGCCUGUACCACAGCUUGACCACAUUAUUGGACGAGCUGCCAGACAUCCGCCAGUCCCACUUCCUGAUUGGCCAGGACCAUGAGUUGAAAAGCGAUAUGGACUCAGGACUAGGCGUUCGCCCUGACCCCAGGUAAGACCAGUGUGAGAGAGCAUUUAAUAGCAUCACAUUUGGGGAUGUAGUGGUAAAUAGGUGGGUAAACAUCCACUACAUCAAUGAUCAUAUAAGAAUACUUACUUUAGAAAACCUUGCAUAUGCUGACAGAAAGAAUAUUUGAGGAGUGUAAAGACACCCUGUGGUAGUGUAUUUGCUGAGUGACUCUGCUGUUGGAGGUCAAAGGUUAUUUUUGUUCCACUUGGUUGGACAGGAAGUUCCAGCGUCGUCCCAGGCGCCUGCUGUCAGCUGACGGCAGAAUGUUCCUCAACCUGUGGUUCAUCCCCCACUACACAGAGGUUCUCCUCAUGUUCAGAACCCUGGAGGACUCGGUGAGAGGUUCUAACCUGUUUUACAUUAUAUCACCCUACAGAUGGACACAGACGCAGACACAGACUCAUGCAUGGAGUAGUGGAUUGAAAUUUGAUUUUGUGAUAUCAGUAAAAAACAAAACCAUGGCCUUGCUACGUCUGUGUCUAUCUUUCCUGUAUGCAAAUGCAAACUAAAUCCAGAACAACAGAAUGUUUCUAGGACUCUAGAGCAGGGUUUCCUAACUGGCAGUUUUAUUUGGCCCCCCAAGUUUUCUGAGGAUUUUUUAUUUUCUUAUUUGACUUUUUUUUGUUGGACAUAAAAGGCUGUAAAAACACCAGGAAAUCAACUCCAAGUGAUUUUAAUUUAGGAAAUCUAUUCCCAAGUAUUCCCACUCAUAAUAGAGAGACGUGAUCGAAUACAAAUGUAAGCAAGGUUUGAAAUUAUUAUCUUUUAGUUAAAUAUUAUAUCUGUUUGGGCGGCUUCUUGCGGUCAAUUUGCGGUCUACAAAUUAUUUGUACUUAUGUUCCGGCCCCCCUACCAUCGACAAAAAAAGAAAUCGGCCUUUGGCUGAAUGUAGUUGAUGAUCCCUGUAUAGAGCAUGUUGAUAGCUAUCUUUAUUUUGAUUUUGUUUACUUUUGUUGUAUUACAGGCAUGUAGCCGGGCUCUUCACCAUAGUCUGGAGAUAGUGUCUGCCCUGCAUGACAUCAUCUAUUACCUGGUCAGUUUCGCUCGACUUGGGAACCCCGGAGUCUUCAGCUCCAGGAGAGGAGGAGGAGCAGGAGGAGGAGGAGCAGGAGGAGGAGAGCUUACAGCUGACUGGGGCGGCACUGAAGGCAUCGGUAUGCAUCAGUUAUAAGAGACCUGUGGUUCCAAUGGCUCAGUGGGUUAAAUCAUGGUGCAGGAUUGUGAGUUUGUUUUCCGCAUUGGAACACAUAUACUAUCUGUGUCACUGUCAAUGUUGACAGUUCUGUAAGUCCCGUUGGAUGAAAGCAUCUGCUAAAUGACCAUGUUAUUAUUGUUAAGGUGCGGAGCUGUGGGAGGUCCAGAGACAGGUCGACUCUCUGUGUGACCCUGGUAGCCCUGAGGCUGUGGGUCGGCUGCUGCAACUACGGAGACACGUGCUCUUCUUGCAGUAUGACACCGCUGUGAGGCACCUCAUCAGGUGAGUGGAGAGAGGUAGAAGGGGUUGAUAUAUGCCAUCAGUGAGUAGGUUUAGAUAAAUGUAAUGGAGUAUGAGGGUUCCUAGCAUAAGAACCAGACCUUGGUCAAAUACAUUAUGUGUCAACAACUUUCAAAUGCUUGAGCUUGAUUUAGCUUAAUCAGUUCAAUGGGACCAAUGGAAACCAAAAGUGAAAACACAAAGGAUUUGAUAUGGAUUUGACCCAUCUCUCUCUCUCUCUCUCUCUCUCUCUCUCUCGCUCGCGCUCGCUCUCGCUCUCUCUCAGAGAGGCGUUUCUCUCCUCUGGUAACAUCGUAGCCUAUCAGAGCGUGAGUGACAACAUGGGACACGCCCUCCCUGCGCUGAGUGACAGCGUCAGAACCAAUCACAGUUCUCUACUGUCUUUGCCAGAACCAAUGGAGCCUCACUGCCCCCGGGUUGGUAAUAAAGUUUACAUUUAUAAAGCCCAGACAGUGUUUGUGUUACUAUCCAGAGUAAAUGGGAAACACAGUAUAGUUAAUUCUACUUUUAAUAGUUUUCCACUGCUCAGGCAGGGUUGUACUCUUAGACAAUUGUGAGGUCAUCAUGUAUUUGUGCUCUCUAGGCUCAAAGGAUGUACCCAUGGAGAAGUUUUCUGGCGUGUCAUGGAUUGCACCCUGUAGACAUUUGGGGCAUCCCACCCAUUGAGUACUGCAUGCAGGUAGACCUCUACUCUCCUUUAUGAUAUUUAUUGUUUUUCUUUUCUUACCAGCAACUGAUUUUGCAGAUAGAGGCUACUAGAAAUGAUAGUGAUUGUUUUAUCUAUUUUGGUUGAAUGCAUUAUAAGCUGCUGUGGAUAAGAGUAUCUACGAUGCUAAAUUACUAUAUUGAGGAUGUUAAUGGUCUUAUGCUGCUUGUAUCCAGCUGUGUCUGAGUGGGCUGGGUGACCACAGCAGGAUGGAGGCCAAUGGAGCGAUCCUGGGCAUGUCUCUACUAAUGGAGGAUGUCCUGAACAGCGGAGGGAGGGGGGCAGCACCGCUACGUCUCCAUGACAACAAGGUGGAGGUCUCACGUGGAAAGCCUGAGGAAGUAUGUUUACAUACGUGUUGUAAUAUAUUUUCUUGGGGUGUGUUAAAAUAUAUGGGUUACUAGGUUUACAUAAUUGCAUUCAAAACACAUGUAGGGCCUAAAGAUUUAUGUAAACAUAUAUUUACCACCAGAAAAACACGUUUUUUGCACUGGCUUACAGCAUUGUGUCUUAAUACCAGGAGGAUGGUAGCAGUAUGGAUGACAGUGUUGAUGACGAAGGUGAUGAAGAAGAGAAGGGGUUCUCCUCUGGUCCCCUCCAGGACCCUCUCCAGGUGCUGUCUGUGUUGAAGGGGUUCCUGCUUCUAACCAAACAGCUGGAGGUGUUUAAGGAGAGCUGGGGAAGGAGACAGCUAGGGGUGGAACAGAUCAAUACCAUGAAGAUCCACAGGCACUUCUCAAGACUCUACAGGUUAGUUAGUAUUUAUUGCCCAUGAACAAGUUUUUACUUUAUGUAAUAUUCUGACAUACCAUGCAAUACAUAUUUCUUGCAUAUUUCUUAAUUCCAUUAUUUUACUUUUAGAUUUGUGUGUAUUGUUGCGGAUUGUUAGAUACUACUGCACUGUUGGAGCUAGGAACACAAGCAUUUCGCUACACCCGCAAAAACAUCUGCUAAAUAUGUGUAUGUGACCAGUAAAAUGUGAUUUGAUUUGAAUACGGGGGGGGGGGGGGGGGGGGGGGUGAUAUCAAGGUUUGUGAAUAGUGAUGGGCAAACAACAGAGACAUUAACAAGGUUUCAUAUAUAAUUGAUUGUUCCUUGAUUGUUUAUCAAAAUCAAGUCAUUUUAAUCCUGACUGUAAGAUUAUGUGGUCUCAUCGUUAAUAUAUAUCUCAGUGGUUCUCAUGCUUCUACAUUUCAGAGCAGACAUCGAGUACCCCAGUAUGAGAGCCCUGGCUCAACAGAUGGGUAAACAGAAGGACUUUGAGGCUCUGCUGUCUGACAACCAGCCUCUACUGCCUCCUGCAGGAGCCUCCGAAGUUCACAUCAAGACAUGCCAAGUACUGUACUACUGCAGCACACCAUGAUAGCUCACUCACACACCUGACCUCUAUUGGAAUUUUUUAACACAGUUUAGUUUAGGUAGAGCGUAGAUGUACACUGAGUGUACAAAACAUUAAGAACACCUUCCUAAUAUUGAGUUGCGGCCCCCUCUUUUGGCCUCAGAACAGCCUCAAUUUGUCAGGGCAUGGACUCUACAAGGUGUCGAAAGCGUUCCACAGGGAUGCUGGCCCAUGUUGACUCCAAUGCUCUCCACAGUUGUGUCAAGUUGGCUGGAUGUCCUUUGGGUGGUCUCGUCUGGCUCAGUUGGUAGAGCAUGGCGCUUGUAAAGCCAGGGUUGUGGGUUCGAUUCCCACGGGGGACCAGUAUGAAAGAAGUAUGAAAAUGUAUGAACUCACUUCUGUAAGUCGCUCUGGAUAAGAGCGUCUGCUAAAUGACUAAAAUGUAAAAAUAGGUGGUGGUCCAUUCUUGAUACACAUAUGGGAAAACUGUUGAAUGUGAAGAACCCAGCGGCAUUGCAGUUCUUGACACAAACUGGUGCGCCUGGCACCUACUAUCAUACCCCGUUCGAAGGCACUUAAAUCAUUUGUCUUGCCCAUUCACUUUCUGAAUGGCACACAUAAACAAUCCAUGUCUCAAGGCUUACAAAUCCUUCUUUAACCUGUCUCCUCCCUUCAUCUACACUGAUUGAAGUGGAUUUAACAGGUGACAUCAAUAAGGGAUCAUAGCUUUCACCUGGAUUCACCUGGUCAGUCUGUCAUAGAAAGAGCAGGUGUUCCUUAUGUUUUGUACACUCAGUGUAUGUGAUCCAACUGUUAACUUGAGUGUUUUAUAAAUGUACACACAUAAUGUCUGAGGGACAUAAAAGGCACUGUAUUCGUGAAACAACCCAUAUACCGUAGUAGCCUGGGAUCCAAACUGAAUCCACGCUUCGUUUCACUUCAAGAAAUAAAGCCUUGAUUCAGGUUGAUUCUACCUUUUUGUCGUUCGUGAUGUUGUCUGUGCCUAACCAUGUUUGUACCAUGCUUGUGCUGCUGCCAUGUUGUGCUGCUGCCAUGUUGCGUUGCUACCAUGUUGUGUUGUCAUGUUGUGUUGCUGCCAUGUUGUGUUGUUGUCAUGUUGUGUUACUACUAUGUUGUUGUCAUGUUGUGUUGCUGCCAUGUUGUGUUGUUGUCUUAGGUCUCUCUUUAUGUCGUGUUGUGGUGUCUCUCUUGUCGGGAUGUGUGUUAGGUCCUAUAUUUGUACUUGGAAUCCCAGCCCCCUUCCCCACAGGAGGCCUUUUGCCUCUUGGUAGGCCGUCAUUGUAAAUAAGUAUUGGUUCUUAUUUAACUUCCCUUGUUAAAUAAAGGUUAAAUAAAAAAUAUAUAAAUAAAAGGUUGGAGCCCAGACUAGUCGAGUAGUGCAACAGACUGAGGAAUAGGUUAUAAAUUGUGUAAUGAAGAUGAGGAUUAACAUGAACAUUGGUUUCUCUGUUGACUCUAUGCAUAGUGGCUCAAUCCGUUUCUACAGACUGAGCAAUAGGUUCUAUCUGUAAUAUGGUGGACAAGAUGAUGAGGAACAUCUCUUUGAAUCUGUGCAUGGUGUCUCAGUUGCUCAGGCUGCUGGAGAGUACAGAGUGUGAUAUGAUCCGAGCGGUACAGAGGAGGAUCACCAGAGAGCUGACCCUGGUGAUUUCAGAGCGGGCACGCCAAGACACAGGCCUCCCCACAGGUACACUACUCACCUCUCACAAAGACAGUAACCAAUGUUGGACCUGGGUUUCUGUUGUUGUUCAUUUAAAAAUUGGAAUAUGUUUACAUUUGACGUUUCUAACAUUUUACUGUUACAUCAUAAACAGAUUUAACACCUACGAGUAUGAGUCAACAGACUCUAGCUGUAAUGGUUGACUUAUCACUGUUAUGACUGUUCUCCAGAGUUGUGGAAGCAAGGCCCCAUGAAGCACAGUCUGUCCCCAGAGAGACCUCAGAUAGUGGAGAACUUCACCCAGCAGCUAAUGGAGUGUGCUGAGCAGACAGAGGAGGGACAGGUGAGAAACCCAACACAGAAUGGAUGGACAGGCAAGACAAUAGCCCUAAAACAGUGGGUAGCAGUCUGGUCCUUUUUCUCAGUAAUAAAAAAGUGUCAGUCACAGGUGCGUAGGUUUCAAGCACAAAGAACAUGAGAACAGUUUAAUGACAAUAUAUAUGUUAUACAUCUUCUGCCAGCUGACCUUCCCCACGGCCCACCUCCAGCGGUGUCUGUCCACUCUGGGCUGUUCUGUGAUGGAGAGAGAACGCAGUAGCUUCCUCCUCUACUCCCAGUUCUAUGAACAGAUCCUACAGCAGGAGAGCCAGCUGCUCUACCGCAGAGAACAGGUAUCCUACUCUACUGUACUUCAGCACCUCUUCAAAGCGCAUAAGAUGUGUGUCAAGAUAUGCAAUACCUUUUUUCAUUGGUAAUACAAUAUAUGUGUGAAUGACUGGGAUUAGAAUCCUCUGGGAGCUAACGCUAUUCUUCCGGUGUCAGGCAAGGUUAGUUAUCACGUGAGCAGGGUUCCAAACCAUUUGAUUCUGGGGCUUUAUACCAUGUAUUUGCUAAACAGCACACAAACGUAUCUUUAAGUUCUUGCUCUUGACAUUUCAAUAUUUGUCCUGCAGGAUGUGAAGAACCUUGAGGAGUCCCAGACCAUCAACCCUUACAGCGAGGUCAGUGGGCUCUGUCGUGGGAUGAUGUUGCAGACCACAGCCCUGCAUACCCGGAUCACCCAACUGGAGGAGGAACAGAGAGGUCUGGAGCAGCAGAUCAGCCUCAAAUACAGACAAUGCUAUGACUCCCUGGUCCGACAUCUUUUCUCCACCUGCAUUCAACUGAAGGUACGAAACGUUUUUAAAACCUCUCUUUUUAACAUAACGGUAACUAUCUAAAGCCUGAAGGUAUAAUGCAUUAUGAUGUGGUUAGAAUGCGUUAUAAGACUUGUCAUAAGCAUGUAUGAGCCACUUACAGUGUCUUAGUAUCAUCUCAUAAUGAUCCUGACUAACUUUGUUCCACAAUAACAACACUGGUUAAUGUGGAAGUACUUUUGACCACAUUACUGCCAUGCUAAAAGCACCAUAACUCUCUUGUCUUUUUACUUGAUUGUUUACUUGUAUGGAUCACAGGCCAGGAUUGAUGAGUACCAUGUGCGAAUGGACCAGGAUGUUACUCAGCUGGUGAGCAAAGUGAGGAGAGAGGGAGUGGAUAACAUCAUCAAGCUGAAGAAGUUUGGCUCCACUAAAGGCAAUGAAGCUCUUCUUACGACACAGUCGGAGGUGAGAUGAUUGGGCCAAAGUUGUUUUCAAAGCAAGUGACUGAAUUGUGACUCAGCUGUUUGCAUAUUGCAUUCAUGACUAACAGUUAUUCUCUUCCAUAAUCUUUCUUCUUCUUCUGCUCCUCCUCCUUCCUCCAUCAGAAGCAGGAGCUCCACGACCUGAGCGUGGAGAACAGUCAGCUGACUGGCCUGCUGUCUAAGGUGAAGGCACUGGGCCACUGGAGACAGGUGGUUGGACAGGGCAAGCUGCACCGUAGAUUGCUCCACAGCCAGCAGGUACGGUUAGGAUGAUCGGAAAGGAGUGUCCCCAAAAUCACACAAGUGUAUUGACUUGCAAGGACCGUGACAUGCGGUUCUUUUAUUAGUUUACCUACUUAAGUUGAAUGCACAGAUGUUAAUCUAAAUUACUCAAAUAUAAAUACAAAUGUACACAGUCAUAUGGAUUGCACCAGAUUGGCUGUAGCUUUUCAUGUUUCUUGCUGACGUUUUGUGCGACUGUGACUUGUGUCUAGAGGGAGAUGUCCUGUCAGAGGGAGGCCCUGAGAAUGAAGAUGAUGUCAGAGGAUGAAGUGAUCGUACUGAAGCAGGAACUGGAGGUCACUCAGAGGGCCAUGACACAGUGUCAGAUGGAUUACAACCGCACCAAGAGACUGCUCACCAAACAGGUAGCUAGCUAUAUCCUCACCCUGAAUCAUUCAUAUCAAUUUCUUUUUGCAACGUUACAGAAAGAAAUCAGUGUAAAUUAAUCUUUACAUUUUCUUCUCAUUUUAUGUAAUUGUAAAUAGUGUGAUAUUUUCUGUCAUAUCUGAUUUAAUAACCACAUCUAAAGAUAUUUGCCUGUCUGGUCUGACAGUAGAGUGAUUUUUAUUCCAUGACAUUAUGUCCACAGAGCGCAGAGCUCCAUGAGGUGAGGCAUCGCUCUGCUCAGGAGGCCCAGAGCAGACAGGAGCUGGACAGCUACCGCCUGCAGAAACUGGAGCAGCUGAAAGAGGGUGUGGGGGACAGAGACAGACAGCUCCGAGAUCUCAGUAUUCAGCUGGACAGGAGCAGCAGGGAGAGACAGCUACUGAGACAACGCAGUGCCAAAGACAUCAGACAGGUGGCACUCAUUCUCAUCCCUGCAGUACAAACACACCAACACAACAUAUAACAUUAUGUAGUAUUACUAAAACGGACAUCAUCCAGCUUGAAGGACCAUAAAACAGAGUUGGAUAAUAAUUAUAUUGUAUGUGUCCAGUAGGUAUAAACUUAGGGCCCAGCCUUUCCUGGUCAGAUCAUAUGGUCAGGACAAACUCCUGGCCCGGGGAAUAACUUAUCUAAAUGUGCAUCUUCUCUGAUGAAGGGUGCACAUGUAUCUCUAUAUUACAGACAGAGCAAGUUUAGAUCCUUGGUGUAACAGUAAUGGACAUUAACCCAGGCACCCACUGUGGUUUUAGGUGAAGGGCCAGCUUCAUCAGGAACGCAGCCUCAAACAGAAGGCUUUCCAGAGGGUGGACAAGCUGCAGAGCCAGGUGGAGGACGUUGAGACGGCUCUCUCCAGGUGUACCUCCACACCAGGUAAUGGCUAAGCUUCACUCUGUUCCACACAGCAGUAACUCACUAUGCAGUUCUGGAGUAGUGUAUGCGCCAAGUAACUUGCAGGUGUAGGGUACAAAAAGUAACAGUUUAAUUCAUAACUCACUAUGAUUCAGCCUGUUUUGCCUGUGCUCUCUCACAGGGCGAAGCAAGACAUCCUGUUACACUUUCCUUCACAACAGAUCCAGCAUCAGAAAUCCAGAACACGCUGGCCCACAGCAGGACGAUAGCAAGAGGGAUUCUACCACCCAGCUGGAGAGACCCAAAACAGUGAGUAUCUCUUCUUGCCAUAUUACAGCCUUGUAACCAGUGAACUUUGAGUUGCUUCAUUUUCUAAUAGAAAUGUAUCAUUUGUGGUGUGUGUGUUGUCAGGACCCAUCUCGCCUGCGUAUCCUCACCACUGAGGCCCUGCUACCAAACCUCACUGAUGGAGGCCCAGCCUCCUCCAGUCUCCUCACACACCUUCAGCAGCUGAGACUCAACCAUCAGUAG